Capsella rubella is the source of this 695-nucleotide messenger RNA. RefSeq names its product chlorophyll a-b binding protein CP29.2, chloroplastic. The transcript has 2 exons. The record is from RefSeq and is a predicted model, not a curated record. The annotation marks the transcript as partial. Gene Ontology annotation, biological process: photosynthesis, light harvesting in photosystem I; response to light stimulus. Gene Ontology annotation, cellular component: chloroplast envelope; chloroplast thylakoid membrane; plastoglobule. Lineage: Eukaryota; Viridiplantae; Streptophyta; Magnoliopsida; Brassicales; Brassicaceae.
AGACGCCAUUUGAUUAUUAGUAUCUUUUACAGAAAAAAAAUUACAAACCGCAAACGCAGAGUAAACAAACGACGCCGGAGAUGGCCGCCACUUCGACAGCCGCCGCUGCUUCUUCAAUCAUGGGUACACGGGUGGUUUCCGACAUCCACUCUGGUUCAGGCAGAUUCACUGCCCGGUUCGCAUUCGGAACCAAGAAAGCCGCUCCCAAAAAGGCUAAGACGGUUAUCUCAGACCGGCCUUUAUGGUUCCCAGGUGCAAAAUCCCCUGAGUAUCUCGACGGUUCGCUGGUCGGAGACUACGGGUUCGACCCUUUCGGUUUAGGUAAACCGGCGGAGUACCUCCAGUUUGAUCUGGACUCCCUGGACCAGAACCUCGCCAAGAACUUAUACGGAGACGUGAUCGGGACACGUACCGAGGCGGUGGACCCCAAAUCGACGCCGUUUCAGCCCUACAGUGAAGUCUUCGGGCUCCAGAGAUUCAGAGAAUGUGAGCUGAUUCACGGUCGGUGGGCAAUGCUCGCCACCCUUGGCGCUCUCACCGUCGAAUGGCUCACCGGUGUUACUUGGCAAGACGCCGGCAAGGUCGAGCUAGUGGAUGGGUCGUCUUACUUAGGGCAACCAUUGCCUUUCUCCAUCUCGACAUUGAUAUGGAUCGAAGUGUUAGUGGUAGGCUACAUUGAGUUCCAACGAAACGCU